Emericellopsis atlantica is the source of this 1082-nucleotide messenger RNA. RefSeq names its product cytochrome-c oxidase assembly protein. NCBI's taxonomy places the organism in Eukaryota, Fungi, Ascomycota, Sordariomycetes, Hypocreales, Bionectriaceae. Gene Ontology annotation, cellular component: mitochondrial inner membrane. Bases 54 to 875 code for a protein of 273 amino acids. The record is from RefSeq and is a predicted model, not a curated record. The transcript has 4 exons. Gene Ontology annotation, molecular function: copper ion binding.
GUCCCAGCCAAGAGCUCCAGUAACGACAUGACACCACCACACCAACCACAACCAUGAGUGGCGCUCCGCGGUUACAACGAGGCUUCACGGCGGCGAGCACCUCGUCGCCAUGGGCGUGCCUGCAGUGCCUACGCGCGCGCCCGCAGCCGACCCAGACGACGCACUUUACGAGCGCUCUACGACGCAACAUUGCAAGCUCCACGACGCGAGCAGCGCAGCAGUCUCGCGCGCAGGCGCAGGGCCAGGCAUAUUCAGAGUCUAUGGCCAAGGUCCGGGCCCAUUAUGACAAGAAAAACAAGACGGUCAUGUACUACACAAUAAGUGCAAUUCUGGGAACCGUUGCCUUCUCCUACGGCUCAGUGCCACUGUACAAGAUGAUCUGCCAAACCACCGGCUGGGGAGGUCAGCCCAUCCGCGCCCAUGGUCCCGACGACACCGAAGGCGAUAUCUCGAGUCGCGUCAUCCCCGUCACCAACGCCAAACGCAUCAAAGUCACGUUCAACGCCUCGAUAUCGGACACGCUGCCCUGGAAGUUUGUUCCUCAGCAGCGUGAAGUGCGCGUGCUACCCGGUGAAACCGCACUCGCCUUCUACAAAGCCACAAACCAUGGCGAUAAAGACAUUAUCGGCGUGGCCACGUAUAGCGUCACGCCGGCCCAAUGUGCCCCGUACUUCAGCAAGAUUCAGUGUUUCUGCUUCGAGGAGCAGAGGCUCAAUGCGGGCGAGACGGUCGACAUGCCUGUCUUCUUCUAUCUGGACCCUGACCUGCUGAACGAUUUGAACAUGAAGGGGGUCGAGACAGUCACGUUGAAUUAUACCUUCUUUAAAGCGAGGUACGACAACAAUGGUAGAUUCCAGCCACCGGCAACAGUGUAGAGACUUGUUGGCUGUUGGCCAGUGUAUCAUAGAAAUGUACACUACGUAUAUAGACAAUGUAAAACAACACUCUGGAUCCAAUACGAAGAGAUCUCAUUCGCGCCUCUCAAGCAACUCACGCAGCCUCUGCUACAUGAUAUCAGGCCAUGGUUUGAGCAUCCUCGAGUCCUGGACUCACCCCAAAUGCGGACGAGAGCAGGUGGGGUC